CGGGGCGGGCGCAGCCAUGCAGCGCAGCGGGCGCCGCCGCCGGCACUGAGCCCGCCCGGCCCCCGCCCCGCCGUACCCGCCAGAAUGGACUGCUGAAUUGAGAAUUAUUGCAGACCCAACAGUACAGCACUGCUCAUUGCUUCAUCUAUCACUAGUUAUUUAAAUUGGACUUUUAAUAUCCUGCCAGCUGCUGUUCACACACACAUGGUGCAUUGUUGCCAUUCUCAGAAUUGCAUCUUUGAAACCCAGGCCCUCAGUAACCUUCACUGAACAAAGAAGUGACCUCCUGCAUACAUUCAUAGAGGGAUUUUUUGGACUGUCUGCCCUCUAGCUUUCUUGUUAGUGCUGUGUUUCUGAGACACUAUGGAGCCCAGUAUGGAGUACUGCUUAGCACAGGUGCUGCAGAAGGAUGUUGGGAAGAGACUUCAGGUUGGCCAGGAAUUGAUAGAUUACUUCUCAGAUAAACAGAAGUCAGCUGAUCUGGAACAUGAUCAGACGAUGCUGGAUAAAAUGGUUGAUGGACUGGCCACCUCCUGGGUGAAUUCCAGCAAUUAUAAGGUGGUGCUGCUGGGGAUCGACAUCAUCUCCGCACUGGUGUCCCGCCUGCAGGACCGCUUCAAGGCUCAGAUCGGCACAGUGCUGCCCAGCUUGCUGGAUAGGCUGGGGGACUCCAAGGACUCUGUGCGGGAGCAGGAUCAGUCCUUGCUGCUGAAAAUCAUGGAACAGGCUGCUAAUCCUCAGUACGUGUGGGAUAGGAUGUUAGGAGGAUUCAAACACAAGAAUUUCCGGACAAGAGAAGGGAUCUGUCUCUGCCUUAUUGCAACACUCAAUGCAUCUGGAGCUCAGAGUUUAACUCUGAGUAAGAUAGUGCCGCAUAUAUGUAACUUACUUGGAGAUCCAAACAGCCAGGUUCGAGAUGCAGCAAUAAACAGCCUUGUGGAAAUUUACAGACAUGUUGGUGAACGUGUAAGGGCUGAUCUCAGCAAAAAAGGAUUACCCCAAUCUCGAUUGAAUGUAAUUUUCACAAAAUUUGAUGAGGUCCAAAAAUCUGGAAACAUGAUCCAGAGCUCAAGUGAUAAAAAUUUUGAUGAUGAAGACUCUGUGGAUGGGAACAGACCUUCCUCAGCUAACUCCUCUACGUCUUCAAAGGCCCCUGCAAACUCACGUAGAGUUGGAAUGGGGACUACUCGCAGACUUGGGUCUGCAGCUCUGGGAUCCAAGUCCUCAACAGGCAAAGAGGGAGCAGGUGCUGUGGAUGAAGAAGAUUUCAUUAAGGCAUUUGAAGAUGUCCCAACAGUUCAAAUUUAUUCUAGCCGGGAUCUUGAAGAAUCCAUAAACAAAAUAAGAGAGAUACUAUCUGAUGAUAAACAUGACUGGGAACAGAGAGUAUCUGCUUUGAAAAAGAUCCGCUCCUUACUGUUGGCUGGAGCUGCAGAAUAUGAUAACUUCUUCCAACACUUGCGACUCCUGGAUGGAGCAUUUAAAUUGUCUGCUAAAGACCUGCGAUCUCAGGUAGUGCGGGAGGCUUGUAUCACGUUGGGACAUUUAUCAUCAGUUCUGGGAAACAAGUUUGAUCAUGGGGCAGAAGCCAUUAUGCCAACAAUCUUUAAUCUAAUUCCAAAUAGUGCCAAAGUCAUGGCCACUUCUGGUGUUGUAGCAGUUAGAUUAAUCAUUCGACAUACACACAUCCCUCGACUAAUACCCAUCAUAACCAGUAAUUGUACCUCCAAGUCUGUUGCGGUUAGAAGGCGCUGUUUUGAAUUUUUAGACCUGCUGCUGCAAGAAUGGCAAACCCACUCUCUAGAAAGACACAUAUCAGUGUUAGCUGAAACAAUAAAGAAGGGAAUUCAUGAUGCAGACUCUGAAGCCAGGAUAGAAGCAAGAAAGUGUUACUGGGGUUUCCACAGUCACUUCAGCAGAGAGGCAGACCAUUUGUACCACACCUUGGAGUCCUCCUACCAGAAGGCCCUGCAGUCGCAUUUGAAGAACUCUGACAGCAUUGUGUCCUUGCCACAGUCAGAUCGUUCCUCCUCCAGCUCCCAGGAGAGUCUCAACCGUCCACUGUCUGCCAAAAGAAGUCCUACUGGAAGUACUACAUCAAGAGCAUCUACAGUAAGUACAAAAUCUGUGUCAACACCAGGAUCUCUGCAGCGAUCCCGCAGUGACGUUGAUGUGAAUGCAGCAGCUAGUGCCAAGUCAAAAGUGACAUCUUCUGGAGCAUCCACCCCCUUCAGUUCUGCUGCAGCCCUGCCCCCAGGCUCAUAUGCAUCACUAGGUCGGAUUCGUACAAGGAGGCAGAGCUCUGGCAGUGCCACCAGUGUCACCUCAACACCUGCUGAUACCCGAGGCCGCAGCCGGGCUAAAGUGGUUUCCCAGUCCCAGCGAUCCAGAUCAGCUAAUCCUGCUGGUGCUGGUAGUCGGUCUAGUUCUCCGGGUAAGCUGUUAGGAAGCACCUAUGGUGGCUUGAGCAGUGGAACAUCCAGAGUUCAACCUGUGCCAUCAUCUUCAGAGAAGCGCAGCAAGAUCCCCCGGAGCCAGGGAUGCAGUCGAGAGACGAGUCCCAACAGAAUAGGACUAGCACGGAGCAGUCGUAUCCCCCGACCCAGCAUGAGUCAGGGGUGCAGCCGUGAUACCAGCCGUGAGAGCAGUCGAGAUACAAGCCCUGCUCGGGGCUUUCCUCCACUUGACCGGUUUGGACUCGGACAGUCAGGCAGGAUGCCUGCUUCUGUGAAUGCCAUGCGAGUCCUGAGCACAAGCACAGACCUGGAGGCCGCUGUGGCUGAUGCACUGAAAAAGCCAGUGAGAAGAAGAUAUGAACCCUAUGGGAUGUACUCUGACGAUGACGCUAACAGUGAUGCAUCAAGCGCUUGCUCAGAGCGCUCCUAUGGUUCCAGGAACGGAGGCAUUCCACACUAUCUGCGGCAGACCGAAGAUGUGGCCGAGGUCCUGAACCACUGUGCCAGCUCCAACUGGUCUGAAAGGAAGGAGGGCCUCAUAGGUCUCCAGAACUUACUGAAAAGCCAGCGGACGCUGAGCCGAGUGGAAUUAAAAAGGCUGUGUGAAAUAUUUACUCGCAUGUUUGCUGACCCUCACAGCAAGAGAGUCUUCAGCAUGUUUCUGGAAACCCUGGUUGAUUUCAUCAUCAUUCACAAAGAUGACUUGCAGGAUUGGCUUUUUGUUCUCCUGACACAGUUGCUGAAGAAAAUGGGAGCAGAUUUGCUGGGGUCUGUGCAGGCAAAAGUUCAGAAAGCUCUGGAUGUCACCAGGGAUUCUUUUCCAUUUGAUCAACAAUUUAACAUUUUGAUGAGGUUUAUUGUGGAUCAGACCCAAACACCAAACCUCAAGGUGAAAGUAGCUAUCCUGAAAUAUAUUGAAUCCUUGGCAAGACAGAUGGAUCCAACAGACUUUGUGAACUCUAGUGAGACAAGACUUGCUGUGUCUAGAAUUAUAACUUGGACAACAGAACCAAAGAGCUCAGAUGUGAGAAAGGCAGCGCAAAUAGUCCUGAUUUCUCUCUUUGAACUGAACACUCCUGAGUUUACCAUGUUACUUGGUGCCUUGCCAAAAACAUUCCAGGAUGGUGCUACCAAGCUCCUGCAUAACCACCUCAAGAACUCCAGUAACACCAGUGUGGGUUCCCCCAGCAAUACUCUUGGUAGGACUCCCUCUCGGCACUCCAGCAGUAGAACCAGCCCCUUGACUUCACCUACCAACUGUUCCCAUGGUGGGCUGUCCCCAAGUCGGUUCUGGGGUUGGAGUGCAGAUGGGCUGUCGAAGCACCCCCCUCCCCUUUCUCAGCCUAACUCCAUCCCCACCGCUCCUUCCCACAAGACUUUCAGACGCUCUUAUUCUCCCAGUAUGCUGGAUUAUGACACGGAGAACCUAAAUUCUGAUGAAAUCUACAGCUCUCUUCGUGGAGUCACAGAAGCAAUUGAAAAGUUCAGUUUCCGUAGUCAAGAGGACCUGAAUGAACCAAUCAAACGUGAUGGGAAGAAAGACUGUGACAUGGUAUCUCGAGAUGGUGGCCUUGCUGUACCUACCAGUGAUGUCCGAGGAGGUAGUGAUACUGUAGAAGGAGGAAGGAUGGCUCUAGAUAACAAAACCUCCCUACUUAACACACAGCCACCCCGCGCCUUUUCAGGGCCACGAGCUCGAGAGUAUAACCCCUAUCCUUAUUCCGACACAAUUAACACUUAUGACAAGACUGCCCUCAAGGAAGCAGUUUUUGAUGAUGACAUGGAUCAGCUUCGGGAUGUACCCAUUGACCAUUCAGAUUUGGUGGCUGAUCUUCUGAAAGAGCUCUCUAAUCACAAUGAGCGGGUGGAGGAGCGGAAAGGAGCUCUCCUGGAACUGCUGAAAAUCACAAGGGAGGAUAAUCUUGGAGUUUGGGAGGAACAUUUUAAAACCAUUCUGCUCUUGCUCCUGGAAACACUUGGAGACAAAGAUCAUUCAAUAAGAGCAUUGGCACUGCGAGUCCUUAGAGAAAUCCUACGGAAUCAGCCAGCAAGAUUCAAAAACUACGCAGAAUUGACCAUCAUGAAGACACUGGAAGCACACAAGGAUUCCCACAAGGAGGUCGUCAGAGCUGCUGAGGAAGCUGCUUCUACCCUGGCAAGCUCCAUCCACCCUGAGCAGUGCAUCAAGGUGCUUUGUCCUAUCAUUCAGACUGCAGAUUAUCCAAUUAAUUUAGCUGCCAUCAAGAUGCAGACAAAGGUUAUUGAGAGGAUUUCCAAGGAAUCAUUGCAUCAGCUCCUUCCUGAUAUUAUUCCUGGAUUGUUACAGGGUUAUGAUAAUACAGAGAGCAGUGUCCGUAAAGCUAGUGUAUUUUGCCUGGUGGCAAUUUAUUCAGUAAUUGGUGAAGAACUGAAACCUCAUCUCGCACAACUCACAGGAAGCAAGAUGAAGCUACUAAACUUGUACAUAAAGAGGGCCCAAACUACCAACAGCAACAGCAGCUCCUCUUCAGAUGUUUCAACGCACAGUUAAUGGAGAUAUGUGGACAUGUGUAGACUUAGAAGCAAUCAACGGUGCCUCUCAGAGACCUUUCUGCUACUCUUCACUGGCGCACUUCAUCAGCUAAAGGAGGCCAUGCAGUUAUUUAUUGCAAUCAGUAUUCUAGUCCCUUAAAGCUUUUAUGUAAAACCUUACUGGUAUUGAAUGUAAAGGAAGCAAGGUCUGUGUUGCAGUCUUCAUUAAAAGUGAACAACAGAAAGCCAUACUUAAACAUAUUGUAUAGCCUGCUGAAAUCUUGGAAAUAUGUUUAGGUUAGCAUUCCAAAAGAGUCAAAAAAAAAACCUGGACAUGCGUAAAAGUUAAACAAAUCUUGGUUUAGUUCAUACCCAGUUUUGGUUUCUGUGCGCUAGUUACUGCUCUUUCCCUGUGGCUGCAGCCUUUCUGGCUAGGAUCUCCUCUUACCAAGUCCUGUGGUCCUGUUUUGUACUUCCUAUCGCAGCUUGCCUAAUGUGCAGGGUUCUCCAUGAGGGGAUCUUUGCUGAUGUGGCUGUGGUUCCAGCCUCUAAUGCUUUAAUACUGAGAUAUCAAGUGAGUAAUGAAAAAGUAGGUUCUUUUUAAAUAUCUGAGUUUUUUGUAUAUAGUUCUUCUCACAGACCUCUGAUGGCUGAUCUCUCUAACUGCUCUCCAGCCAGCUGUGCUUUGUAGAGCAACUGGGCUCUCACUACCUUCGUUGACUGUGUAAAUAUUUCCCCUCUCCCAACCCAUUUGGCUCUUUCAUGUGCUCGAGACUUUUCAGGUUACUUGUUACUCCCCAAAGGGAACCUCAGAUACUGUUCUGAGACUGGUGCCUGCAUUCGGACAUGAGCUCAGUGGGUGUUGAAUUGGGCUUGGGUGCAUCCUUGGGUGGACAGUCAGAGCUGGCAAGGCUGUAUUGCAGUGCUGCCUUGUGAGGCUGGCUGUGUUUUUCCUAAAGUCUGUAGUGUCAAAGGACUGAUCUGCCACUUUGACCAGGACCUAUUGAUGUUGAUGGUAAAUGGCUAUAUCCACACAAAUCCAGUGUGCUUUUGGCAGACUGUUCAUCCAAGAGGACAGAAAGGGAAUCUGAAGCUGGACAAAACAACCCUGUGGAAGCUGAGGGUUGGCUGGGAUAGUGCUGCUCACCUGCUGCUGUUUCUGUCUUGUGCCCGAAGAGCCUGCAGUGCUGUCUUCUGCCUUUAGAAACCUUCUUCCCAGCCAGCCCCACGCACAGCCCUACUGGGUGCUUUGCAUUUUGGAGGGAUGUGCUAGACUGUGACACAGACCAGGUAAGAGCCAAACCAGCAGCAGCAGGUACCCCACAACACCGUCCUGCUCCAGAGUUCUGUUGGCAGUGGCUGAGUUCCUGCUGCCUGUUUCUGAGGGGAGCAGGAGGAUGCUUGUGCUGCGUUUGGCCCUAGGCUGGAUCCUGGCUGACAGACAGGCCCACCCCAACCUGCCGUGGAUGAGAACUGGGUUUUUUCCCCCAGUGGCAGUGAUUGCAGGAGCGUGACUGCAGUGUGUGUUCCCUGGCUGCUCUCAGUGCCUUGGUCUCUCUGCAGCCCACUUCAUUUCCCCUUUGAGGAGCUGAAGGGACACCUUGGUAGCAGACUCAGUGGCAGCAUGUGAGCAUUGCUGAAACUGCAGCAAGGGGAGCACAGCAAGCCUUGCAGCCCUCCCUCUUCAUCAGUUUGUGCUCCUGUGGCUCAGCCCCAGCCAUGAGGAGCUGUGCUGGGAGGUGCUGAUUGGUGCAGCUCCAGAAGGGCUGAGGUUUGUGAGGGCUGUUUGGGGCUGGGCUGCAAAGCUUUUCCAGCCUCUCACCUGGCUGCCGUGGGAGCGGAGGUGACCUGUUCCUGAGGUCAUCAGGAUGAGUCUAGGCUUGGGCUGGCUGCAGGGCUGAUCCCUCUUGUCCCCCAGUGCUGUGACAGGAGGGGAACCUUGUGGUCUGGUAGUGGGAUUCCUCCAGGCCCUGUCUGCUGGCUCAGAAGAGCCAUCCUUGCUUUGGAGAGGAUUGGCUGCUCCAUGGUUGGUGUUUCCCUGUCCGUGGACCAUUCCUUUUCAACACCUUUCAGUAUGCUUGUUAGAGUUUUGUGCUUGUUUUUUUUUUUUUUUAAUUUUUUGAAUGAUUCAAAUUAUUUUAGUUUAAUGUGAAUUUAUUUUCCCUUUUGAGGAAAUGUUCAGCCAACUUGUUGGCAGCAGUUAGCUGUCUUGUUUGAAUAUUAGUAGUGGGUUUGGGGGGGUUCCUUUUUUUUUUUUCUUUUUUUUUUUCAAUUUUUACUCCUAACUGCUUACUAUUUACGCCUCUCUUUCUCCCCAUCUCAGUUCACCAUCUUCUGUUCCAGUCCUGGGGUUCAGCAGUCAGCAUAGCUGACCACAUGGCGCUUAGUUCCUCCCAGCUGUGAUGGAGCUUUUGGGGUUUGUUUUUUUGUUUUGUUUUUUGAAUGGCACACUGUAGCAAACCUCCGGGAAUUGAAUUCCUUCUCAAAUGAUUUUGUGUUUUAUAAAAUCCUGUUAGUAUGCACUGAGAGUGAACGCACUGUAAUGUCCCUGAACUGACCCUGGCGCCUGCGCUGACACUAAAGGAGGAGUUAACAGCUCGUCCUGUGGAAAUAGGUGUGAAAUCUGCCACGUUCUGUGGCUGCAGAGGUGAGCGCCUGUUUCUCAGAUACCAUUGGCACACUUGGGGCUGCAAAGUAGUAGAACCAGGCCUUACUUUCGUAAUCAGAUUCCGUUCCGUUUGUCAACAGAUGCUCAUUGUGUUCCUUUCUUUCAUUAUGUGAGUCAGUCGAGGACUGUUCAUCCUUUGAGUACUCUAGAAGUAUGUUAUACCUGUAUACAGUAGGGGGCAUUCUGCUUAGGUAUUUAUAAAUCAUUGCGUAUAAUGUACAUAGUAGGGUUGUUUAGUAUGUUGAACAUGAUCUUUUUUUUCCUUUGAAGUACUCAAAGGGCUAGCUCUGAAUGUCACCUCUCUGAUCUCCAACAUUCUGACUUCAAACAGCUGUACAAUCGUUUUGUUCUCUCUUCAGCAAGCAUAAAGGUCUCUGGCUACAGACCGCAGUGUCCAUGCAUGGUUGCAGAGAACAAUCUGCAUGCAGGCAGUGCCUCACCGCACCGGUGAAGCUUGUGUUCACCCUCUCCCAGCAGUAGCCACCUACUGCAGCUGCCUUUUUUUCCUUGCUGCCCAUUAUGCAGGGCUUCAACUUUUCAUACUUCAAAAAAAAAAAAAGUGUAUGUUUUUUUUUUUUCUUGCCCACCAUGCUUUAAGUCUGAAUGGGAGAGAACUCUCAGCAGACAGCGGCUCCUGCCUGCAAGGUUGCAGAAAUAUCUCAGAUGUGUUUUUCUGCCAUUGGCUGCGCCGGUGCUCCGUGGGCAUGGGCGAAUAUGGAUCCAUCUGCCCCCUGGUCUGCGUACCGUAGUUCUCAUGUAGUGCAGAAUUAUUGAGGCAUGUGGCUUUCUUAAGGUACACUAUGUGUGCUUGCCUGGAUUACAAUACGAGACUGUCUUUUUUUAUCGCUUACUACUAGCUUUCCAAUAACCUCUAUAAGUAACCUAACUCACAACUUUGUCAUCCGACCUUUUCUCCCCACCCCUUUAUUUAUCAAGCAUAAUAUUACAUGCUAAGGGACAAGAAAAUAGACCUUUGUAGAAUACAGCAGAACAAUGUUGCUAACAAUGUUUGAAAUGGGAAUUAAAACCUCUCUAAAAACGCCAGCCUUGAGAAAUGACUUUGUUGGCACCGUGUUCAUGCGCAUGUAUUUUUUUUUCAAUUUUUUCUGCUUUUGUCAUGUUUCAUCCAUAUCUGUAUUUAUAUCUUGUUUGUUUCACUUUUGAGUGUAUCAUGGCAAUUGUACAGAUGUUUUUUGUUAACAUUUACGUGAUAGAAUUUGCUAAAAAAAAAAAUAAAAUAAAAUAAAACCUUUUGAGUUUGCCCUAGAGCAAGUGGAAUUUAGGUUGUUUUCAGGGGAGGAGCGCUAAUGGAGGCACGUUAUCCAGCACGUCUCCCACUCCAGCAGCCUUUGCUUGUAAAAGAUUUGCUCUCUGUGAACCUUUUGCUUCUCAAGGAUUCGCUGUCUGUGUUGAAAAAUACACUGAACCUUUUGUCAAAGGGCUGCUGGUGCCUCGUGCAGAUGGACCUCCUGUGGUGUGUGCAGGAACAGGGGCCAGACCGCAGCUCUGGGAGUGGGGACUUGGCACAUCUUGGAGAUGGAGCUCUGUCCUGGUGGAGCAGCCAUGGGACUGCAGUGCCAGGCACCUGUGGCUCUUAGAAAGAGGACAGAUGACAGAGCGCUCUUGUCGGUGUUUUGUAGCUCUGGAUGUGGGCUUAAUUUUGCCUUAGAGCUGUGGGGGCUUUGGAAAAGCUCUGAAGUCUGAGGCAUCACAAAUGUGGUUUGAGAUGAGCAGCCUGGACAGUUGGAUGUCACUAACAGUGUUUAAAGGGUCAGUCCUUGGAAAACCCUCUGGGAGGGCUUAGUAGGGGACCAUCCUGCAGAUGCAAAGCAUCUGUGUACCAUGCCUGGCUUUCACUGGCUCCUUGUUCUGUCACUCAGAGUGAACACUAAGAUGGAGACGUGGCUCUCUGAGAUGCAGCUACAGCAAGUGAGGAGCCCAACUGGAGCGUCCUGUAGCAAUUUCUCCAAAUGGAUUACAGGAGCAGAAGAACAAUUUGCCUCUUGGUUCCUGUCUGUGACUCCUGCACAUGCCAAAGUGUGUUGUGGAGGGAGACAGAGUGCUUUGACAAGGGGAUGUUCACCAAACAGUCUCGCAAUAUCUCUCCUUGCAGCUUUUUUGUCCAAAGUGCCCCUAAACUACCUGACUGCUUCUCAGAUGGGGGAUGAGGGAUGACUGAUUGCUGCUGGGGAUGUUCUUGCUGGGCUCUCCUGCACUGCAAAAUUGCUGCUGGCAGUGAAAGGCCACGAGUGUGUUCCUGGUAUAUCUCACCCUGCCCUGCAGGCUCUGACAGCUGGUCUCCCUGCAUGCUGGCACCGUGCAACCACGUCCCUGCUAUAGGGGAUAUACCAAGGAGCUGCUAAGCACAUACAGACUAAGGGCCUCAUCUUCAUUUUCUCCAGUUAAAGAAUGAGAUGUUUGGGCUUAAAGCUGCUGGGAAAGCAUACCAAGAGUGAACCCAUCUCCUUGGGCCAGGAGCUCAGUGCCAUGUGUGAGCAAGACAAGGGGCAGCAGGAAGGAACUGCUCAGGAGCUGGGAGAAGGAAAAACAUCGCCCGAGAGCAGCCAAGGGAGCAUGAGGGCAGUGAGAACCAGAAUGAGCUGACAUGGGAUCGGGGGGAUUACAGGGUGUAGAGAGGGGU
Messenger RNA from Phasianus colchicus (ring-necked pheasant), 10276 nucleotides. The record is from RefSeq and is a predicted model, not a curated record. Lineage: Eukaryota; Metazoa; Chordata; Aves; Galliformes; Phasianidae.